AUGUCGUCGUCCUUGGGCGUUCGUCACCUCACAGUGCUCGGCGAGUUCAAGCCCUUUGGCUUAAUCGCCGAAGCCGUCGACGGAAAGCCUGCCGAUAAUGUCACCGACAAGUACGAUUACUUCUUGUUCGACCCCGAAACCGUUCGAGAAAGAGACGAAACUGACGAAGCAUCGGCCUCCGCGUUGAGCGAUCGAUGUGAUCACGAGCUUUUCAUUCGAGGAAAUCGGAUUAUAUGGUCAACAGGUCCACGAGUCUUUAAGAGGUUCACAUUGCCGUCGCCAAUAAUCAUGGCUUGUUGGUGUCGUUUGGGUGAUAUGACCGAAGCUCUUUUAUGCGUUUUACAAAUUGCUUCUUUAACAAUCUACAACACAUCAGGUGAAGUAGUCUCUGUCCCUCUUCCUCGCACCAUCAAAUCGAUAUGGCCUCUUCCAUUUGGUUUGCUACUUCAACACGCAGCCGAAGUUAAUUCAACUGCACCUGCUCCUUCUUCGUCGUCAAAUCCUUUGUUUGGCCUACGAGAUCUAUCCCGUCCUAGGAGAGAAAGUGGACAUAGUCCACAGCAUAAUGUCAAUUCUGUAACUGCACUUGACCAUAUUGCCAAGGGAGAAGCAAUUUCAAUGUCCUCACAUCUAAUUCUGAAAGAUCCAUUGGAAGAACCUCAUUUGGCUUAUAUUGAAGAAAGAGGAAAAUUGAACAUAAUGAAGGAAUUUGAUGAAACAACUAUUUGGACGAGUGAUCGGAUUCCUCUUAUGGCAUCUUAUAAUACAGGAAGGAUGCAACACUCUGUGUGGGUUGCGGAAACUAGUAAUUCUAACCAUGAAAUGGCAAGUGCUAGUUUAUUGGAUGCAGUUCCUCCUGGUGUUCUAGCAAAACAGUUCUCACUCCGUAGAAUAUGGCAAGGCAAGGGUGCCCACAUGGCAGCUUGUAAGGUUUUUCUAGCAACGGAUGAUGAUGCAGCUCCUAUUAUUUGUUUUCUUCACCACGAACAAAAAAAGUUGCUGUGUGUAAGGCUUCAAAGUGUUGAGAUAAAUAAUGAGAUUCUCUUUGACAUUAAACCUGAUAUGAGCUGGAGCAUACCUGCAGUUGCAGCAGCACCUGUGAUUGUUACCCGCCCUAGAGUGAAAGUGGGACUGCUGCCAUAUUCAGACAUGGUUGUUUUGGCUCCUGAAAAUGUCCUUCUUCUCUAUUCAGGGAAGCACUGCCUAUGUAGAUAUAUGUUGCCUUGUCGUUUGAGUAAAGGACGAUUUUCACAUAAGUUAGAGUUUCCAGAAACAACAUCUGUUUCCCAGGGCCUGAAGAUUAUAGGAUUGGCUGAUGCUGUUGAGGGGCGUAUCAAUGUUACAGUAAAUAAUGGGCAGAUGUUUCGGUGUGUAUUACGUAGAAGCCCUGCAUCUUCCCUGGCAAAUGAUUGCAUCACAGCUAUGGCUGAGGGACUAAGUUCCAAUUUCUACAGCCAUUUUCUUAGUCUGCUUUGGAAAGAUGGUGACUUGGCUUAUCUAUCAGAAGCUGAUUCUAGUGUUCCCUCAGAAUGGGACUCUUUUUGUAGCAUUAUGAUGGAAAUUUGUGGAUCAAGUGCCACUUCUAAAAAGAUUUCAAGUCCAAUGCCUCAGUCGUCGUGGGAGUUUCUUAUUCACAGUAAAUUUCACAACAAUUACUGCAAACAUAACCUUAUUACUCAAAAUUCUUCUGUCAUGUCAUUGGAUGUGCAAAGACUGGACUCCUCUUGGUUAAAUUCAGAUGGUACACAAAGGCCAGAAAGAACAUUUUACUAUGAGCUGUUGAUGGAGAGUUUACAUUGUUUGCAUGCAGUAUAUGAGAACCUGAAACUGAAUAGUCUUCGCAAAAGGGACUUGGAGCUUCUAGGAUUCCUAUCAUGCUAUAUUGCUAAGUUUUUGGGGGAGGAAAGUUAUGUGGACCAUUACAUUCGUGACUUUCCUGGCCUUUCUGGAAGUGUUGGGAUAUGUGAUACCUCCAUUUCACAGGAAAAUCCUCCAAGUUUAUUCAGAUGGCUUGAAAACUGUUUGCUACAUGGAUAUAAUUCAGCUAAUAUCAAUGAUCUUCCGCCAUUGAUUUGUAAAGAUGGAAGUUCUGUUGUAAGCUGGGCCCGGAAAAUAGUCUCAUUUUAUAGUUUGUUAUCUGGUGCUAAACAUAUAGGGAAGAAACUCUCAUCUGGUGUUUACUGCAAUAUUGCCACGGGAUCAUACGACACAAACGAGGAACUCACAGUACUGGCAAUGGUUGGGGAAAAGUUUGGAUUGCAACAGCUUGACUCACUGCCUUCUGGUGUGUCUCUUCCUUUGCGACACGCACUGGGUAAGUGCAGGGAAUCUCCUCCGAUUGGUUGGCCUGCAGCUGCAUAUGUUCUUCUUGGUCGGGAAGAUUUGGCUUUGUCAUAUCUGGCACGAUCAUGCAAAUCUAAGGAACUGGAAACCCAAACUAAUGUGAAUUUAAUUUCUAUGUCUGCACCUUACAUGCUACAUCUGCAUCCAGUCACCAUUCCUUCAGCAGUAUCUGAUACAAUCGGAUUUGAUAAUACCAAGUUUGAGGAUGCAGAUUCUGCUGAUGGGUCUAUGACAGAUGGUAUGGAACAUAUCUUCAACUCUAGUACACAGUUGCGCUAUGGUCGUGAUUUGCGACUGAAUGAGGUUAGACGGCUCCUGUGCUCUGCAAGACCUGUGGCAAUUCAAACAUCUGUUAAUCCUAGUGCCUCUGAUCAGGACCUCCAACAGGCCCAGCUAUGGCACCUUGCACAAAGGACCACUGCCCUUCCUUUCGGUCGUGGGGCAUUCACUCUUGCAACCAUAUAUACACUUCUGACAGAGGCCUUUGUAGUCCCAAAGCUUGUUUUAGCAGGUCGGUUGCCUGCCCAGCAAAAUGCAACUGUUAAUCUGGAUCCAAAUGUGAGGAAUAUACAAGAAAUCAAAUCUUGGCCUGAAUUCAACAAUGCUGUUGCUGCUGGACUAAGGCUGGCUCCUCUUCAGGGAAAAAUGUCAAGAAUGUGGAUUAUAUAUAACAAACCAGAGGAGCCAAAUGCUAUCCAUGCUGGACUUAUCCUUGCACUAGGAUUACAUGGUUAUCUGCGUGUCUUAACUAUUACGGACAUAUAUCAGUAUCUUUAUCAGGAACAUGAAAUCACAACUGUUGGCAUGAUGCUUGGCCUGGCAGCUUCUUACAGAGGGACUAUGCAACCAGCAAUAUCAAAGUGUCUUUAUGUUCAUAUACCUGCUCGAAAUCCGCCUUCAUUUGAAGUAGAGUUACAGACCCUUGUGCAGUCAGCAGGUCUAAUGUCAGUUGGGCUCCUUUAUGAAGGAUCAGCACACCCACAAACAAUGCAGAUUCUCAUGACUGAAAUAGGACGUAGAAGUGCAGGGGAUAAUGUACUUGAAAGGGAGGGUUAUGCUGUUUCUGCAGGAUUUGCAUUGGGUCUUGUUGCAUUGGGUCGUGGAGAAGAUGCUCUUGGUUUCAUGGACACAAUGGUUGAUAAAUUGUUCCAUUAUAUUGGUGGAAAAGAAGUUCACAAUGAUAGAUCCAAUUCAUCAAAACUAUCAGCAGAUGAACACAACCGUGCUGCUGCACAGAUGAUGGAUGGAACUGCAGUAAAUGUUGAUGCCACUGCACCUGGAGCCACGAUCGCUCUUGCUUUAAUGUUUUUGAAGACUGAAUCACAGGAAAUUGUGUCUAAGCUCUCUAUCCCUCACACACGAUUUGAGUUGCAAUAUGUGAGGCCUGAUUUCAUCAUGCUUCGUGUCAUUGCCCGAAGUCUAAUAAUGUGGAGCAGGGUUCAUCCUUCCCAAGAUUGGAUACAGUCUCAGAUUCCUGAUAUUGUAAAAAAUGGUGUCAAUUGUCUUGGGGAUGACACUGAUGAUAUUGAUGAAAUGGAUGCUGAAGCAUUUGUGCAGGCAUAUGUCAAUAUAGUGGCUGGAGCCUGCAUUUCUCUUGGGUUGAGAUUCGCUGGUACAAAGAAUGGAAAUGCUCAGGAGUUACUUUACAACUAUGCUGUUUACUUUCUAAAUGAGAUCAAGCCAGUUUCUGCUACAAGUGGAACCUUCCCAAGAGGAUUGUCUCACUAUGUCGAUCGGGGCACAUUGGAGAUAUGCCUUCAUCUCAUUGUUCUUUCCCUGUCUGUGGUCAUGGCUGGUUCUGGACAUUUACAAACCUUUAAGCUCUUGAGAUUUCUCCGGAACAGAAAUUCUGCGGAUGGACAUGUUAAUUAUGGUGUUCAGAUGGCGGCAUUCCGGCACUUGUAUGUACUUGCAACGGAAGCUCGUUGGAUUCAGACGGUUGAUGUUGACACCGGUCUACCUGUGUAUGCCCCUCUUGAAGUUACUAUAAGGGAAACUGAACAUUAUGCAGAAACAAGUUUUUGUGAGGUUACACCUUGUCUUCUGCCAGAACGUGCCAUUUUGAAGGCAAUACGCAUUUGUGGCCCUCGGUAUUGGCCGCAAGUAAUAGAUCUAGUCCCUGAAGAUAAACCUUGGUGGACCCCUGGGGACAAGAAUAGCCCAUUUAAUUCUGGUGUUUUGUAUAUAAAGAGAAAAGUUGGAGCUUGUUCCUAUAUUGAUGAUCCUAUAGGGUGUCAGUCACUGCUGUCACGGGCAAUGCAUAAGGUGUUUGGUUUGACAAGUUUAAAAGCACGCGAUUCAUGCUCCACUGGGGACAAUGGACCUGGUUCUGUUACUGUUGACCAGUUGGUUGCUACCUUCUCAUCUGAUCCUAGCUUAAUUGCUUUUGCACAACUCUGCUGCGACCCUUCAUGGAAGAGCAGAUCUGACAUUGAUUUCCAGGAGUUCUGCUUGCAAGUAUUAUUCGAGUGUGUGAGCAAGGACAGACCUGCUCUUUUACAGGUCUAUUUGUCAUUAUACACGGCAAUUGGAUCAAUGGCAAGGCAACUUAGCAGUGAUUCUGUUGUUUUAUGUGACUCACUCGCUAUCUCUAAUCUUAAGCUUGCACUAGCAUACAAUGAGGCUUUGCUGAGCGGAAGAUUGACCUCUUCAAGAGGUGGCAAUGUUCAAUCCAACUUUAUAGCAUGUCUUAGGAAGCAGGUGGAAGAGCUCCUAAACUAUUCUCAGGACUUGAAGGAUGAUUUCUGUAAUUAUGUGCAUUCCGGGAGGUGGCCGAACGGGGAAUCCCAGGGAGAUAAACGCCAACUACUCCUUUCUUGGUACGUUCAGUGGUUUGGUGUACCGUCUCCGUCCGUAAUUAAGGUGGCCGUGGAGAAAGUCAAGCCCAAGCUCAUGUCGUCAUCUUUGGUCCCUUUAUUGCAUUUACUAUUUCCGAGAACCCACAUCAAUGCCAUUGCUGAGAUAGAUAAGUUAUUUUCAUCUUAG
Prunus armeniaca (apricot) is the source of this 5328-nucleotide messenger RNA. The record is from the annotation of a GenBank genome assembly. NCBI's taxonomy places the organism in Eukaryota, Viridiplantae, Streptophyta, Magnoliopsida, Rosales, Rosaceae.